Molecule: messenger RNA, 3190 nt
Organism: Mesocricetus auratus (golden hamster)
Lineage: Eukaryota; Metazoa; Chordata; Mammalia; Rodentia; Cricetidae
Gene: Ahr
Product: aryl hydrocarbon receptor
Exons: 11
Coding region: 59-2821 (920 amino acids)
Biological process (GO): regulation of transcription by RNA polymerase II
Cellular component (GO): nucleus; aryl hydrocarbon receptor complex
Molecular function (GO): transcription cis-regulatory region binding; protein dimerization activity; nuclear receptor activity
Source: RefSeq, marked provisional
GAGGCUCACCUGGGCGCCGCCUCCGGGCCGCAGGUGGAGCGGGCAGGGCGCGGGCACCAUGAGCAGCGGCGCCAACAUCACCUACGCCAGCCGCAAGCGGCGCAAGCCGGUGCAGAAAACAGUGAAGCCAGUCCCCGCUGAAGGAAUCAAGUCAAAUCCUUCUAAGCGACAUAGAGACAGGCUAAACACAGAGUUGGACCGCCUGGCUAGUCUGCUGCCCUUCCCACAAGAUGUUAUUAACAAGCUGGACAAACUCUCAGUUCUUAGGCUCAGUGUCAGCUACCUGAGGGCCAAGAGCUUCUUCGAUGUUGCGUUAAAAUCCUCCCCCGCUGACAGGAAUGGAGGCCAGGAGCAGUGUAGAGCGUUCAGAGAUGGACUGGACCUGCAAGAAGGAGAGUUCUUAUUGCAGGCACUGAACGGCUUCGUACUGGUUGUCACAGCAGAUGCCUUGGUCUUCUAUGCCUCCUCUACUAUCCAAGAUUACCUGGGCUUUCAGCAAUCUGAUGUCAUCCAUCAGAGUGUCUAUGAGCUCAUCCAUACCGAAGACCGAGCUGAGUUCCAGCGCCAGCUUCACUGGGCUCUAAACCCCGCACAGUGUACAGACUCUGCACAAGGAGGGGAUGAAUCUCAUGGCCUCUCACAGCCUCCGGCAGUCUACUUCAACCCAGACCAGCUUCCUCCGGAGAGCGCCUCCUUCCUGGAGAGGUGCUUCAUCUGCCGGCUCCGGUGUCUGCUGGAUAAUUCCUCUGGUUUUCUGGCAAUGAAUUUCCAAGGGCGGCUAAAGUAUCUCCAUGGACAGAACAAGAAGGGGAAGGAUGGAACACUACUGCCCCCGCAGCUGGCUCUGUUUGCAAUAGCCACCCCACUUCAGCCCCCGUCCAUACUGGAAAUCCGAACCAAAAACUUCAUCUUCAGGACCAAACACAAACUAGACUUCACACCUAUUGGUUGCGAUGCCAAAGGGCAGCUUGUCCUGGGCUACACGGAAGCGGAGCUGUGCACCCGAGGCUCGGGGUACCAGUUCAUCCACGCUGCCGACAUGCUCUACUGCGCGGAGUUCCACGUCCGCAUGAUUAAGACUGGGGAAAGCGGCAUGACAGUUUUCCGGCUUCUGGCAAAGCACAGUCGAUGGAGGUGGGUCCAGUCCAACGCUCGCUUGAUCUAUAGAAACGGGAGGCCAGAUUACAUCAUCGCAACUCAGAGGCCACUAACGGAUGAAGAAGGAAGAGAGCACUUACAGAAGCGGAGUAUGACGCUGCCCUUCAUGUUCGCUACAGGAGAGGCUGUAUUGUACGAGAUCUCCAGCCCUUUCCCUCCCAUAAUGGAUCCCUUGCCAAUCCGUACCAAAAGCGGCACCGGUGCAAAGGACUGGGUUCCGCAGUCAACACCAAGCAAUGAUUCCCUCCACCCCAGCUCGCUUAUGAAUUGCAUGAUCCAACAGGAUGAGUCCAUCUAUCUCUGUCCUCCUUCGAGUGCUGCGCCGCUAGACAGCCAUUUUCUCACCCACGGGAGUGAAGGCGAUGGUUGGCAGGACAGUAUUGCAUCAAUAGGAAGUGAAGCUGAGUUGAAACAUGAACAAAUCGGACAUGGUCAGGACAUGAACCCUGCAGUCUCUGGAGGCCCCCCGGGGCUCUUUCCAGAUAAUAGAAAUAGUGACUUGUACAGCAUCAUGAAAAACCUAGGGAUCGAUUUCGAUGACAUCAAACGCAUGCAGAGUGAGGAGUUCUUCAGGACUGAGCUGGCUGGCGAGGUUGACUUCAGAGACAUCGACAUAACAGAUGAAAUCCUCACUUACGUGCAAGACUCUCUAAACAGGUCGACCUUGCUGAGUUCUGCCAGCCAGCAGCAGCCUGUGACUCAGCACCUGAGCUGCAUGCUGCAGGAACGCCUGCAUCUGGGGCAGCGGCAGCUGCAGCAGCACGAAACUCAGGCAGCGGAGCCCCAGCAGCAGCUGGGUCAUCAGACGGCGCCCCAGCAAGAGCUGUGUCACCAGACGGCGCCCCAGCAACAGAUGUGUCUUCAGAUGGCGCCCCAGCAAGAGCUGUGUCAUCAGAUGGAACCCCAACAGCAGCUGUGUCUUCAGAUGGCGCCCCAGCAGCAGCUGUGUCACCAGACGGCACCCCAGCAACAGCUGUGUCUUCAGAUGGCGCCCCAGCAAGAGCUGUGUCACCAGACGGCGCCCCAGCCGGAGCUGGGUCAGAAAAUGAAUCAUGCGCAAGUCAAUGGCAUGUUUGCAAGUUGGAACCCCACCCCUCUCGUGCCUUUCAGCUGUCCUCAGCAGGAACUGAAGCAUUAUGACGUCUUUUCAGACUUGCAGGGGGCGAUUGAGGAGUUCCCCUACAAAUCUGAGAUGGACAGUAUGCCUUACACACAGAGCUUUGCUCCCUGUAAUCAGUCUGUGCUACCCCAGCGUUCCAAGUGUGCACAGCUGGACUUGCCUGGAAAGGGUUUCGAACCAUCCCUGCACCCCAACACUUCUAAUGUAGGAGAUUUUGUCACUUGUUUACAAGUUCCCGAAAACCAAAGACACGAGGUGCAUCCACAGUCGGCCAUGGUCGCUCCUCAGACAUACUAUGCUGGGGCCAUGUCCAUGUACCAGUGCCAGCCAGGACCUCAGCACGUCCCUGUAGAGCAGAUGCAGUACAGCCCUGCAGUCCCAGACUCCCAGGCAUUUCUAAACAAGUUUCAGAAUCAGGGAGUGUUAAAUGAAACCUAUUCGUCUGAAUUAAACAGCGUUGGUCACAGGCAGACCACUGCUCAUCUUCAUCACCCUGCAGAAGGGAGGCCGUUUCCUGAUAUCACACCCAGCGGAUUCCUGUAGCUUUGGGAACAAGAUACCGGGACUGUCUGUCCAUGUUGGCCAUCAGCACUCUUUUUCCAAGCCAGAUUUUAAUCUUUGUGUUGGGAAGAGGAGUUUAAAAACUGUUAUCGGUUACCUAUAAAAUGGGAAGCUCUGCAGGAGCAUAGGGAGAGACCACAAGCCUUUAAGUAGCUUUAGCACCUCAGCGUGCACAUGCCCACAGCGGAGAGCUUUGGGGUUCUGGAGAGCUGAGCGUCUCCACUCAGUGACCAGCCAGAAAGACAACUUCAGGAUUCCCGAUGGUGUACCAAAUACAGUUAGAAGACUAAUUGAUUUUAACCUCUCUGUGUCUCAGAUGUUAGAAUAAAUGGUUUGGUGCUUUUAUCAAAA